AACUCAACAGAACAGCAAAGUGUUUAUAAGCAUGACUGAAACCAGAGUGCUUAGUCAAUAUAAGGAGCUUUUAGUGAUUCAAAGUUCAUUUUAUCGGUUUUCUCGAGGUCAAAGAAAAAAUACAAUAACAACACAGUACAAAGAUAGUACAUGCAAGUGUAAGUGAAGAUUUAUAGGUUUUGUUGACAAAGUAAAAGAGUGAUUAGCGCCAUGUCUUGGGGCAGAAACAGGCACCCAGCACAUCAAUCAGUCUACGAUAAGGCACUGACCAUCUUCCAAGAAGGCACCAAACACCUGGAGGACCUGACCAACGCAAUAGACCGCGAACGAAUACAAUCAUGCAUCGACCACAAACUGGAGGAGAGAAAAAUCAAACAGGACUUCGUCACCUUGAUCAAGGAACGUAAUCGCUUGGGCAGAGAGUCGAGAAGUGGGGCGAGUACAAGGCCGCUGGUAUCGCGGCAGAAAUCCUUCCGUGAAAUUCAAGCGCACGAGAAAAGAAGAAAAUUACGGAUGUUUUCACUAGCGAGAAGUUGUGACACUUUUCCGCAGAUAACAUGUACUGUAGCAAAUGUGCCAAAAAUCAUGAAAAGGAAUUUAUCAAGCGAGAGUGAAUUUCACAACUGGAUAACGGGGCGGCCGAAGUUAGCAAACUCUGGGUUCGUGGCACCGGUUGAACAACCUGUUGCCAAGCGCAGCACAACAAAAACAAAACAUAUGGCCGACACAGAGCUAGAGAAAAUGAAGCAUCAGAGUAGGAAGGUCGCUGAUAUUGUCAACAACAUCCCUUUCUUUAGAAAACAGGACACAAACAAUAUGAUUCCGUCUCAGUCAAAAACAUAUUUGAGCGAUGCUGCUGUUGUGUCAAAAGGCAGGGAUGAAGCGCGCACAAGAGGAAAAUUCCCAUCCUUAUUCAACACAAACAGAGGCCUCAAACAAGAAUUGUCUGUCCCAGCAUUCAAGACAUCUAACGCGGUCAGAGAUCCUUUCCCAUACACACGUAGGCGUUCGAAUACUUUUAUAUGAGAUUGAAAUAAGUGGUCUCUGUACGAUAGAAGUAAGGGUGUUCUCUAUAUCGAUCUCUUUGAUGAAAAUAAAGCUGUCCAUGUAUGACGAAAAUAAAGCUGUCCAUAUAUGAUGAAAAUAAGGCUGUCCAUGUAUGAUGAAAAUAAAGCUGUCC
This is a messenger RNA of Nematostella vectensis (starlet sea anemone), 1180 nucleotides long. RefSeq lists its product as uncharacterized. The record is from RefSeq and is a predicted model, not a curated record. The coding region runs from base 211 to 1026 and encodes 271 amino acids. NCBI's taxonomy places the organism in Eukaryota, Metazoa, Cnidaria, Anthozoa, Actiniaria, Edwardsiidae. The transcript is spliced from 2 exons.